AUGGGGGACGCCCAAGGUAACCGCUCCACAGCCCUGGCAGCGAGUGGAUUUGAGCUGCUCCACCUGACCGGGUCUCUGUGCUUUCCCGUAUGUCGCCCUGGCCUCUACCGUGCCCCGGAGAGGGGCCUUGUUCAUCUCUUCGCAGUUAGCUCUGGCUUCAGUUCUGACCUGGGCCUGGGGACGGAGAGGGCACUUGAGGAGAGGCCCAUGCUGCUGCCCGUCCCCGGCACCCCAGAUGGCCGCCUAAUAGUCCCAUGCUCCCUGGCUACCGGGGAGCGGAUUAAAAGCAGAGAGGGUUGUUUCUCCCUCUCGUGCCCCCUCCCCUACCCCACCAUGCUCUCUGGGGUCUUUGCCUUCUUCUUGCUGGCCUCCGCCUGGGCCCAAGAGGACGACAACAAGAUCAUCGGCGGCUAUGACUGCGCCCCCCACUCACAACCCUGGCAGGCGGCUGUGCAGACCACCCUCGGCCAGCUGCGCUGCGGGGGCACUCUGCUGAGUGACCGCUGGGUCCUCACCGCCGCCCACUGCGCCUAUCCGUUUUUGCGCGUGACCCUGGGAGAGCAUAACCUUCAGUGGAGGGAGCCAACGGAGCAGCGGCGUCGGGUGGUCCGUCAGAUCCCCCACCCCCGCUACAACCCCCGCACUCAGGACAACGACCUCAUGUUACUGCGGCUGGACAGGCCCGUCCAGCUGACCCGGGCCGUGCAGCCCCUGGGCCUCACCUCGGACUGCGCCGUGCCCGGGACCCCCUGCCGCGUGUCCGGCUGGGGCACCGUCUCCUCGCCCCUAGUCCGCUACCCUGACAUCCUCCAAUGCGUCAACAUCCAAAUCGUGUCGGAUGGGGCUUGCCAAGAGGCCUACCCCGGGGGCAUCACGCCCAGUAUGGUGUGUGCGGGCGACUGGCAGGGUGGCAAAGACUCUUGCCAGGGUGAUUCGGGAGGUCCCCUGGUGUGCGGGGGCAAACUGCAGGGGCUCGUGUCCUGGGGCCUGCAGCAAUGUGGACUCUCUAACCACCCCGGCGUCUACACCAACCUCUGUAAAUUCACCCGCUGGAUCCAGGACACUAUGAGGGGCAACUGA
This is a messenger RNA of Tachyglossus aculeatus (Australian echidna), 1080 nucleotides long. RefSeq names its product kallikrein related peptidase 14 (gene KLK14). Gene Ontology annotation, biological process: proteolysis. The transcript is spliced from 11 exons. The coding region runs from base 1 to 1080 and encodes 359 amino acids. Gene Ontology annotation, molecular function: serine-type endopeptidase activity. The record is from RefSeq and is a predicted model, not a curated record. Lineage: Eukaryota; Metazoa; Chordata; Mammalia; Monotremata; Tachyglossidae.